AUGGCUACGAGAUCAGUCAUUAUCGGCGCACGAGACACGUUGAAACCUACGUUGCACAGCGAAGUAGCCUUGGAUGGUAGAGGAUCCCCAGGAACUGGUGGUGUGAUAACCCCGACAAGGGCUGCCAAGAAGUUUAGCGACAAGCUCACUUUCUACGAAAAGCGGGAGAUAGAAGGCUACCCUGAGGUGUACUAUGUUGGGCAAAACUGCAAGAGUAAGGUGAAGGCGCCAACGUCUGGCCCGAACGAUGGCUACGACACUGAUAACGGGGAGUACGUGAUCGUAGAGGGCGACCACAUCGCGUACCGCUACGAGAUUGUUGGCCACCUUGGCUCCGGUGCCUUUGGCCAAGUUGUGAAAGCCAUUGACCAUGCAACGGGAGAUUGCGUCGCAAUAAAGCUCAUCCGCAACAAAAAGAAGGUUGCAAAUCAAGCCAAGACAGAAAUACAGAUUUUGGAGCACAUUCACGACAAGGACCCACUUGGCAAGUACAAUGUUGUGCAGAUGUUUUCCAACUUCACGUUCCGCUCGCAUAUGUGCAUCGCGUACGAGCUGCUCGGCACCAACCUCUACGAUCACAUGGAGCAAACGCAGUUCUACCCCAUGGCCAUCGCCUCGGUGCGGAAAGUGGCCGCGCGCAUGUUAGUUGCGCUGACAUUUCUUUGGAAGGAGAACAUCAUCCAUUGCGACCUUAAACCGGAAAACAUUCUGUACAAGACCGAUGCCUCUAGCGACGUUGUAAAGGUAGCAGACUUGGGCUCCGCAUGCUACGACUCGAGUUGCGCGUACACCUACAUUCAAUCACGGUUCUACAGAGCCCCAGAGGUCAUUUUAGGGCUGCCGUAUGGACGGCCCAUCGACCUUUGGAGCUUUGGCUGCAUCCUGUGCGAGCUCGCCACGGGCUAUCCCCUCUUUCCAGGCGAGAAUGAGAAGGAUCAGCUUGCGUGCAUCAUGGAGUACCUUGGGAAGCCUCCUGGUAGCAUGAUCAUGGCCGCCAAAAAGAGACGGCUAUACUUUGAAGAUGACCUCGAGCCUAAAACCGUGCCGAACUCCAAGGGACGUCUGCAUACCCCAGGAACUAAGACGUUCUCCUCGUUCGUUGGCCUAGACUGCGAUGAUGAAUUCAUUAGCUUUCUCGAUCAAUUCUUGCGCUGGGACCCUGACGACCGCGUGCCGCCUAGACAGGCCAUGCGCCAUCCAUGGAUCGAGGAUGAGUUUGUCUUCACAGUGAACGAGGUGGCAGUGGCGGGUGGGGCGCAAAAGACAGCGACCAAGGUCGCAGAGCCGGCGCCUGCAGUCGAUCAUUCCGUGAGGGGAGUGACCGACACAAAGAGCGUGGGCACAAAGGACUUCUUGAAGACGAGUGGGGGACUGAGCUCACCAAAGCGUUGCCGUCUGGCGAUGCUCACAUUUGAUGCUGGAAACGGAGAUUCUGCGAAGAACAAUGCCGGUGAGUCUCGCGAUGGCCUUGAGGACUCUGGGUUCUCAGAGAAUGCCCGCUCUCUUGUUGUGGCGGAUCACCACAGCGUCAGCAUCUCCGUGCCCCCUAGCGUGCGGCAAGCUAAGCUGUCGAAUUCGCUGAGUCAGUCCGGCGGAGGCGAGGGUGGUGGUGGCGCGAAACUCACCAAAGACGCGCAGAUAGGUGGGGCGAGCGGUGCAGCGCCGAACAAACCAGUCAUCCACCUGUCCCAGGCGGCCCUUGCGAACGGGAACGCGAGCACAGCGACAAAAAAGUCCAAUGCCCCUCUUUGGGGCCGAGUCCCCCUCCGCAAGUCUGUCACCGAAGCAACGACGGACAAGCAUACCCCAAAACACGGCGUCAACGGCAGGCGUGCAGCCCAGAGCCCCCAUGCCUGCUGUCGCGCUCGACCCGUCUGCGUUAAAGCCCAAGGCGGUGUGCAACUUUCAGCCACCGGCUGGCCAAGCACGGCAGCUGAGCAGCGUCAACCAUGCGGCACCAGCUCGCCCGGUGCGUGGAAACAAUCAUGCUGUGGCGGGCACCCGUGUAAACCAGCAGUCAGACAAUGA
This is a messenger RNA of Bactrocera neohumeralis, 2028 nucleotides long. Its product is annotated as dual specificity tyrosine-phosphorylation-regulated kinase 2-like. Gene Ontology annotation, molecular function: protein serine/threonine/tyrosine kinase activity; protein serine/threonine kinase activity; ATP binding. Gene Ontology annotation, biological process: peptidyl-serine phosphorylation; peptidyl-threonine phosphorylation. The record is from RefSeq and is a predicted model, not a curated record. NCBI's taxonomy places the organism in Eukaryota, Metazoa, Arthropoda, Insecta, Diptera, Tephritidae. The transcript is spliced from 2 exons. Bases 1 to 2028 code for a protein of 675 amino acids.